UAUUGCGCAGGCGCACAACGAUUUCCCGUUCUCAAACAAUAUGGCCGAAACUGAGACGGUCUAUUGUUUAUGUCGAAAACCUUAUGACGAGUCUGAGUUUAUGAUAGAAUGCGAUAUUUGCAGAGACUGGUUUCAUGGAAGCUGUGUAGGUGUGCAAGAACAUCAGGCAUCAGAUAUUGAAAUAUACCAUUGUCCAAACUGCCAGCUUACACAUGGUCCUCUUCUCUUGAAAAAGAGACAAAAUUUCCACAGACAUGAUUAUUCUGAAGCUGACGUCGCGAAUAAGGCUGUUCAAACAGGAACUGUUGUAUUUAUUAAAGAAUUAAAAAACAGAACAUUUCCCAGUGGAGAUGAACUUCCUUUAUUACGACUGCAUGGCAGUGAGCUGAUACCAGAGUUCUUUAAUAAAAAUGGUCUUGAUACUCCAAUAUUGGUAGAAAAAAAAGAUGGCAUGAAUUUAACAGUUCCACCAAGUACAUUCACAAUUCAGGAUGUUGAAAAUAAUGUUGGUUCCAUGCGAGAAAUUGAUGUGAUUGAUGUCUCUAAACAGGAAGAUUGUAAAAUGUUAAUGAGAGAAUGGACAGAGUAUUACAACAGUCCAAACAGAGCAAAGAUAUUUAAUGUUAUUAGUUUAGAAUUCUCAAAAACAAAACUUUCAGAGUUAGUUACACCUCCAGUAAUUGUAAGGCAGUUGAGCUGGGUAUCAAACUUAUGGCCUGACCAAUUACCAGAGGAUUGUACCUACACACGACCAGAAGUACAGAAAUACUGUCUGAUGGGCGUGAAAGAUAGUUUUACAGACUUCCAUAUAGACUUUGGUGGGACAUCAGUUUGGUAUCAUGUGUUAUGGGGUGAAAAAGUAUUUUACAUGAUCAGACCAACAUCAUCAAAUGUUUCCUUGUAUGAGAGUUGGGUAUCUUCAUCGAACCAGAGCGAGACAUUCUUUGGUGAUCAGGUUGAUGUAUGUUAUAAAUGUGUAGUUAAACAGGGACAGACAUUCUUCAUUCCUACAGGAUGGAUUCAUGCUGUCUUAACUCCAAUAGAUUCAUUAGUUUUUGGCGGAAAUUUUCUUCAUGAUUACAACAUACCAUUACAGUUACAGGUGUAUGAUAUAGAGAAAAGAGUAGGAACACCACAAAAGUUUUUAUUUCCUAGUUUUGAAACAACAAACUGGUAUGCAGCAAAACACAUCUAUGAUUUAAUAAAAGACUAUACAGAAGAGGGAAGAAUACCUCCCGAUUACCUUGUACAGGGGGCCAAGGCCCUGGGGUCACAUCUGAAGUCUUGGACACAAAGAAAAGAUCUCAACAACCUCCAUCUCUUUGUGAAAGAUGCCAAACACGACCUUCCAGAACAUGUGCAAUAUGGACGUCUGUUGAAAGAACUGUCAAAAGAAGUCAAAUCUAUUGAAAAUACGAUAAAAAGUAGUCCUGUGAAAGUGAAAGAGAAAGUAAAGAAAAAGAAGAAAAACAACAUGCCAACACCUAAACAGAUGGUGAAUAUAGAUCUGUUACAUCAGCAUACUCAGGAGAAAUUACAGGAGUUACAACAUGAUGAGAAGAUAGGGGUGUAUAACUUUAAAGAUGAAGAAGAUGAGAACACUCCAGCUUCUCUGAAAGUAAGAAUUCCUAAAGCAGGUGCUUACAUGGAAAUGAAACAGGAAGUAAAAUCUGAUCCAGAUGAUCUCUCAGGGAAAUCUGUCGGUUUGAAGCUCAAGGUGUCUAAUGGGAAAAUUAUUAGUGAUAUAGGUAAAAAGAAAUCUCAGGGAACUAAAAAAUUUCAGCCGUUGAUCGGUGAUGCAGGUGCUGAUGAGGAUAGUGAUGUGGAUAAUCUGGUUGUGGACGAGAAUCCUAAACGUGGGAAACGGCAAUCUGCACCUCCCCCGUCAUCGGCAACAACAAUGAAACAAGGAUCUCUCAAGCUCAAAUUAUCUUUCCAUGGUAAACCAAUGCCUCCAGGCACAUCUAGUCAAGAAAGUAGUCAAGAAAGUAGUCAGGAGUCAGAAAGUGCAGCAAGUCAGAGUGAAUCAGAGGGUCUAGAGGAUCGAACCAACCUUCCAACAAUAAGAGGAGGACUCAAUGGUAGUAUAGCAGAUAUUCUAGAGGCCAGUGGCUAUGGUACAGAGACAACAUUUACUGUUGAUGAGGAUGUUGGAAGAGCCUCACCAAGUAUGAGAGAAGCUAUUCAGGGAAUGCUAUCCAUGAGCCAAAUGAAUGAAAUUGAAUUGUUUUCCAAAGGAGGUAAAUCCAGACAACAUCAAAGAUCUCAGCUAGUUAUUGAUGAAGAAGAAAGAUUACAGAAUUGUUAUAAAGAUGAUGAAUUCAUAUAUCCUGACCUUGAAAUGUCAGAUGAAGAAGAAGGUGGAAGAGGAAAGAAGUCAAAGCAUGAUGAUAAUUGGAAUCCUAAAGCUCGUGUACAAGUAACAAUACCUAAGGGAGAAAGGCCACACAGAGAGGGGGUACGGAAGGAGGCAGUUGAACAGAUCUUAGCAGCCGCAGCAGCAAAGCCAGCUCCAAUACAGAAACCAAAGAAGAUCAGAAAGAGAAGUAAAUCAGAAACAUUACCAGAACCCAUAUCUAUGCCAGGAACAGCCUUAUCAUCAAGUUCAGGUUCAGCCUUCCGUCCAAAUCUGUCAAAACCUCAACCAACGACACCAACCAGUCCGGAAAGUCCUACCAAACCCAAGAAACCUAAAAAAGGUCAAGCGACAGCCAAACAAAGACUUGGAAAAAUUCUGAAAAUUCACAAACUAGGAAUGUUUUAACUACCUCAUCAUGUUAUAAGGAAGUGUGUCUAUGUGUGUGUGUAUGUGUAUGGUUUUGUAUAUAUUAUGAAAAAUCUAUGCAAUUUUAAAUUACUUUGGUGAAAUUAGAAUAUUUAUCAAUGAAAUGGAUUCAUUUAAAAAAAAAAGAAGAAGAGAAGCAGGUGAAAUUAUUAUCAAUUUUAAUGUAUCACCUUUAUGCAUUUUUUCAAUUGGCCAAAUUUCGGUUCUCUAUAUUCACAAUUAGAUCAAGAGAUAUCUUUUUUUUUUUUUUAAGUUUUUUAAAGUUUUUUUGUUGCUUUUGAUGCAUUUUGCCUGGUGCAAGAAAACAUAUAGGUUGAGUUUCCCUUAAAAAAUUCUCUUGAAUUUAUUGAAUGAUGUUAUAAUUAUGUCAUAAAUGAAAUUCUAUUUUUAUUCUAUCUUCAAAUUCAAGGGGUCAAAGUUUAGAUAUGUGUAAAAUAUUUGUUUUGUUUUAAAAUUGAACUGGUCUUUAGUCAAGUUAACAGUAUUAAUGGACAUUUGAAGUUUAUAGCAAAAAUACUGAAAUUCACAUAUUUGAAACAUGUAAUUUGAUAUAAAAACAUAUCUUUAAACUGUAAAUCAAUACACUAUAAGUAUUAUCAAAUAAUUUAUUUUUUUUUUUUUUUUUCAGAGGUAAAGGCAAUUUAUUCAUAUUUUUUUCUCUCAAGUUGUAGUAGUUUUUUUCAGUAACUAUUUACUACCAGUAAAAAAACACUAUAAACCUAAUAGAUUUUUAUAUAAUCAGGUGACCUUAUUUGCUGUUCAUUAAAUGGUUGCGUGCUUAAAAAAUGUCAGUAUUUUUUGCAUAUCAUUUUAAUAACAAUGAAAUUGAAAAUUUAAAUAAAUUUAACCCUAUGACAUCAAUACUAUGUGGGCAUUCUAACUAAAUGCUCAAAGGUUAAAAAAAAAAGAAUAGAAAAAAUGGCAUCCAUAAAUAACAAAAUGUAUCUACAUCAAAAAUAUUUUUGAACACUUUUAUGCCCUUGAUGUAUUAAAAUUUUGAAUAUCUUAAAUGCAUUGACUUUUUUUUAACAUUUGUUACAAUUAUAUGUAAUUAAGACCCCAAUAACUUUGAUAGUUAAAAACAUACCUUCAAUCUUGUUUUUAUAUUGCUUUCAAAUCACUGCUUCCCACACCCUUUAAAAAGGAAAUAACAAAUGUUAAAGAAUAUUAAUUUUAUAGUUCUAUGUUUUUUUGGAGGGAAAGUUUUAUAAAAAUGAAAUCAUAAAACACACACACACACACACCAUUGAUAGACAUUGUGCUAUAAGUAUUCUCAGUAUUAAAAGAUCUCAACCAUUAUCUCAUAUCAGGUAUAGUUUAACAUUUGCCAAUAUUUUAUCAGUCAAAAUAAAUAAAAUAAUUAAUUAUUUUCAUAAUUUAACACUGAACAGAAUGUUGUAUCAUGGAAAUAUUAAA
Mytilus trossulus (common blue mussel) is the source of this 4201-nucleotide messenger RNA. RefSeq names its product lysine-specific demethylase 7B-like. NCBI's taxonomy places the organism in Eukaryota, Metazoa, Mollusca, Bivalvia, Mytilida, Mytilidae. The transcript has 21 exons. Gene Ontology annotation, molecular function: histone demethylase activity; transcription coregulator activity. Gene Ontology annotation, biological process: protein demethylation; regulation of transcription by RNA polymerase II. The coding region runs from base 41 to 2764 and encodes 907 amino acids. The record is from RefSeq and is a predicted model, not a curated record.